This is a messenger RNA of Acanthaster planci (crown-of-thorns starfish), 3166 nucleotides long. Its product is annotated as uridylate-specific endoribonuclease D-like. Gene Ontology annotation, molecular function: scavenger receptor activity; RNA endonuclease activity; polysaccharide binding. Lineage: Eukaryota; Metazoa; Echinodermata; Asteroidea; Valvatida; Acanthasteridae. The record is from RefSeq and is a predicted model, not a curated record. Gene Ontology annotation, biological process: immune response.
GAUACGACGGACAACACGACACGACGGCACGACAGCAGCACGCGACAACGCGACGGCACGCCGCGACGGCAAGAUGGGACGGCACAACGGUCCCCGGUUGAACUUGCCCUUGAAUUCAGUGACAGCGGCAAUCUAGACGCAUUCUACAUUAUAACUCAGAACAUCCGCUCGAAAAAAAACUAAGGGUUAAAGGUCAAAGAUUGAAGGGGAAGUGGAUUAUUAAACCGCCUUCAGAGAAUAUGGAUUGCGUUGAGGUUGUCCGACGACACAAGCUCACAAACGAAGAGAACCCUGGGUCAUACCAAAGUUGAAAAUGGCAGACAGUGAACGGCAGGAAGGAGUGGGAUUCAUAAGUAUUAUUCAGCAUGGCCUUUCCGACGUGCUCCUCGCGAACUAAGCUUGCUGUCGCGUCUGCAGUAGUUGUCAGCCUAAUCGUGUUUGUGAUACUGAUGUGCUACGCCGCUGGGAAGUUCCAACACGACGCAGACGCAGCCUCAUCUUGUCUCGGACGAUGUGGCGAUGGCUAUAGCAGCAGCCACACCUGCCAGUGCAAUGACGCCUGCAGCAAUUAUGGCGACUGUUGCAGCGACUACGAUGUGUACUGCGUGGCAGAUUCCUGCGCCGGCAAAUGCGGUGCGUCUUAUGACAAAACCUUACCCUGCCAAUGCAACGACCUCUGCCCCAACUAUGGCAACUGCUGCUCGGACUACGACAGUCUAUGCACAGGUGGUGGCACCGCCCCAGGCGUGCCUGCUGACAUCUCGGCGUUUGCCACGGCUAUAUGGAAGGCUGACACCAGUCGGGCCACCGUGGGCACAGAUAUAACGAUCAACUAUGGCAAUUAUAUCAGUAGCUCAUCCUCUACGACGGACGUGUCACCUAACAGACUCUUCACUUCCAUCGACCCGGCGAUCCUGACCAGACCCACCUUCAAGGCUCUCAUCAACCUCUUCGAUAACUACGUCACCAGUCAGGGCACGACUGAGAGCCGGUCGUCCGCUGAGCAGGCUGAAGAAGACGCCUUCAUGGACGCCAUCUUUAAAACCGCGGUUAUGACACAGGCGUACAAGUUCGUGACGGCGAAAAACUAUUUCUCUGGAAGUCUAAGCCAGUACAAAGAUUUCGUUCGAGGACUCCUCUUCAAGCCCUACACCCGCAAAGCCACCAGUGAUACCUCAGGCUUCGAGCACGUCUUUGUCGGCGAAUGGUCCAGCAGUACGUCGGUGUCCGGGUUCCACAACUGGGUGCGCCUGUACCUGCUGGAAAAAAAUGGCCUCGCCAACUAUCAUGGGUACUUAAAUAAAAUACAGAAUGGCAUUGUCAAGUUCCAGUUCAAGUGGUCUAAUCGAGUCAAGCCAAUCACCUCCAUCAUGAUCGGCGGCAGCCCCGAGUUCGAAGUGGCCAUGUUCUCCACCUGCUUCCUGAAGUCGCCCAACGCCUUGUGCAAGCUCAAGCUCAACGGAAGCAGCGCCAAUAUCCAGACCUACGACUACAAGGGAGAUGACGUGUUCGGCUCGGCGUACUUUGCGGCUUAAAUGUCGCCACUCGUCAUAAGGGGGAAGAUGCAACAAAUGGUCGGACAAGAAAAUCUGAGGAGAUUCAAAGUGCAAAUUGCAAAAGCUAGAUUAAGAAACGCCCCGCCUUCUAACAUUUCGCCCGUCGUGAAAUUUGUUCAGAUGAGAAGAACAGUUUCACUUCACCAUCAGAAUAAAGAUUUUACUUAGAGUAGAUUGAUCACUACAAAAUUUCUCGAAGACAUUCGAUUUUCCUGAAAUAAGAAACUGUCUGUUCUCUGAACUCUGACGGCAGGUUUACCGCAUAACGCAAGUUUAGCUCACCUACUUCUGAAUGAUAUGAAUAAAGUUACUAGCUUAGUCUGCAAGCACAACAGUGUCGCGACCCCCCAGAACUCUGUUCAAUGUCAUCCUGGUUAAACGUGAAAUUCACCCAAAAUCACGCCCCCUCUUUGUCAAUGAGAGAGAUAAGAGGGGCGUUUUUGAUGGGUUCACGGGUACUAAUAAAUAUAACACAGGUUGUCCAAGAGCACGUUAUCGGUGUUCAAACCGAUAAUGUGCAACAUGGGUGGCCACCUUGGUUGCCAGAAAAUCCUAGUCUCACGGAACUUCAUUCAAGGGGCCGACUGUCGCACAGCUAAAAACCACAAAGGACUAUCCGUUACGCUACUUUUUAAUAAUGAUUGUGCAACCUUAGAUUCACAAUUUAGUGCGCCACCUAAAGGUUGUCACGGAGAGGCCUUUUCUUUCCAAAAUAGUCGACAGAGUCUCAUUCGCCAAUUGCGUUGUGCGUGGGAAUUUUCAAUUGUUCCGAAUAUUUGUCUUGGUUGAAAAUUCAACAUUCCUUACUGCGAAUGGGUGUUAGGUAGUCAUAAAGAUUGUUUUGGGUGCGCUCAAUCGCAGCAGCGUGUCGACCGUAAACUUGAAAAGUGGCCAGUUUGUGGCAAGCUGUUGGUGGCGCACGGUAAUGUGAAUCGCCCGUAUUGUCUCAUCUCGUGAUACAGCCCAACUCAGCCGAAAUUCAAGGCCGUAAUAAAACUUGAUAGUAGCAUCACCGCACUGGUGCAUCGUGCAUGCCUAAUUGGUUACCUACACUGAAAGAUGUAGUUUUUAAUAUAUUUAAAACCAUCCACGCUUUCCCGGACAACUUAGGACGCUGUUGUGAUGUUGUAGCGGACUGCACACAAUGCAUGUUUACGCUUUUAGGCACUCCACGGCUGUUUGCAUAUUGAUAACCUGUCUUUGUGAGGAAUGUUGGUUAAAUGGCCUUGCCAAGAUGGCGUCUUGUUAAACAUACUCAUGAGGAUGACGAGCAAAUAAAUGAAUUAAUGCAAAUCUAAAAAAAGACCUUUCCAAUCUUUGCUCAUCUCUAAGCAGACUUGUAAAGUAACUUUGCCCUUACUAUGUCAUCUAGGGAAGACAUUGGGUGCAUAUUUUUUUCUGUUCAACUUUUAAUACUCAAUGAAAACAGAUUUUCACAGCAAGGGUUGAUUGCUCUCUUAUUGGUAUAUUCUUAUACAACAGUGAAUCACCAAAGGAGACAAAAGUCAGUCAAGCUAAGUCUUCAAAGAUAGGACUUUUUGUGCACAAACCAAUUUAACAUCAAGGCUUGCUUCCUGGGAUGACAUCACAGUUUUGCUCAUGAAUAUGGA